AUGGACAUGGUCGGCCCUCAACACUCGGCGCCUGUCAAUUUUGCGUCGGUCUUUCGCCCAGGUUCACGGAGCAGCAAUCUGAGUCCUAAUACUCACACGGCUACCAUUACCGCCAACAACUCAACCACACCCAAGACGACGACUCGACGCUUCGCUUCGCUCAGAGGUCUGCAUGACCGCCCGAACUCGUCUCGUCUGAAGAAGCAGCAGACGCAGAGCCCGGCCCCAGUCCCAACCCCGACCGUCCACGACGAACUCGGCGACAUGAUCGAUGCUACUGGACCAAAGUCUCGACGAGAGCGCACUCUGAUCGGUACAGAAUGCGCAGCAUGCGAGGAGCCGCUGGAGCACACGUUGCGCGGCGAGCGCAUCCUGCAGCUGUCGUGUGGCCAUGUCGCCCACGAGGCCUGCUUCUACGAGUUCAUCAAGGAGUUUGAGUCGCAGGAAUGCCCAUCGUGUAACGCUCCAUUGGGACUCGACACCAGCCGCGGCGGCAAUCUCAACUUCGACUUGCGCGAUCGUACAAGAGACUCGGACAACACUCCCACGCCCUGGGACGAUCCGCCUCGCCAUCACCACCAAAGUCAUAGCUCUGUCCCCAGCCAACCUCACCAAAGUCAUGGCUCCAUACAGAACCAUGCUCAUCACAGCUAUACUUCGGUCCCGAACCAGGCUUACCAUAGUUACAACUCGAUCCCAAGCCAGACUCAACACAGUCACCACAGCUACAAUUCCGUCCAGACUGCCAUACUCGAUCCAAGCCCGCGCCCACCCACCCAACAAAGCUUCACACGCUCUCACCAACACAACAAUAGCGUCAAUACGCACCUCACCCACAGCAACAGCCACCACAGCAGAUCAGUAGAGUCGCGCCAGCACGAGAGAAACAACAGCCAAGCCACAGACGAGUCUCGCAACCGACGCAUCGAGUACGACCUCCAAUCCAUCGCUGCCGACAUACCAAGCCCACGGCCCAACAUCAAGAACCCCAUACCUGCUCCCACCGUCACUGUCCGUACCGAAUUCCCUACACUGAACCGAAGCCGACAGCAGCAAAGCUUGACCUGUCUCAUCACGGUCGAAGUCGUUGACGGAAAAUGGCAUGCCGAUCCUCAAGACAUCGUUUCUCCUGCUGCCGACAGCAUCGAUGCCAUGUCAAUGCCUCGCUCGCCUGAACCGCAAAGGCAGCUCGACCUUCCCCACCCUCCUUCUCACGUACUGGACCGUGUCACUGAGGACUUGCAUACCAAGGUCGACAACUGGCACGGCCUGGAUUUCUCAAGGCAAGAAGAUCUCUCCGUUCCUUGCAAAGACCGCCAGUCGUGGCAAGAUCUGGAGUGCUAUCUGUUCACUGAGAUGCUCAUCUGUAUCAAGGAGAAGAAGCCUCAACACCAAUGGGAGACGGCUUCGGAAUCUGCCAAGAUGAGGACCAGGUGCACGCUCAAGGGCUCCAUCUUGAUCAAGCGACACUUGAAGCAGGUUCAAUUUGUCCCCGAGCAAGACAUACUCACUCUGAACCUUUCAGUCGCCGAGCUACCGCAUUUCCACCUCCAGUUUCACGACAGAUCGCAGCUGGACAUCUGGCGACGCGCUCUGAUCAGCAUCAACAGCCUCGAAUUGUCUGAAAGUGACGAGGACUUUGAAACUUCUGGUACCGAUGAAGAUGAUUUGGCAUCAAGAGGAGGUAGACGCUCCUCCAUCCCAUCGUCUUAUGGUGCUGGAAAAUCCGCCUACACUGCACCUACCGAGUACACCAGCCCUACUUUCCGUGGCACACAUGGUUACAGUCUCCCGAUUGCCAUGCACGUUCCGUUGGAUAUUGUCGUGGUCAUACCAAUCUCUUCGUCCAUGCAAGGCCUCAAAAUCUCCCUACUCCGCGAUGUGUUACGUUUCCUCGUCAACAACCUUGGCGAGCAAGAUCGUAUGGGCCUUGUGACCUACGGAUCUAGCGGAGGCAGCAUGCCUGUCGUAGGUAUGACUUCCAAGAACUGGAACGGAUGGUCCAGAGUUUUCGAAUCAAUCAAGCCGAUCGGACAGAAGAGUCUACGCGCUGAUGUUGUCGACGGCGCAAACGUAGCCAUGGAUGUUCUGAUGCAGAGAAAGGCGGCCAACCCAAUCUCAGGAAUCAUGCUCAUCAGCGACUCGACAACAUCCGAUGUUGAGAGCCCCGAUACUAUGAUCGAACUGUCUACCCGCACCAAAGCAACAUAUACAUACGUCAAAGACUGGAUGAUGCUUCGUGAAUGCGUGGCAGGCUGUCUAGGAUCCUUGCAAAGCGUUUCACAUCAAAACGCUAAGCUUAAACUGCGCUUGCCCGAAGGUUCACCUGCCAAAUUCGUCAAAAUUAGCGGAGCGCUCCAAAUCACGAAGCGUGCUACCGGUCGUGAUGCUGAGGCAUCAUUGGGCGAUUUGCGCUUCGGUGACAAGAGAGCCAUCUCACCUGACAAUUCAUCUCCCGAGCAGGAUUUGCAAGAUCCUUGGGAGACCAUCGUUUCUGGACUCGAGGCUUUGGGUGGACCACUCGACCAGGAUGAUAUGCGCCCAGUCUCUGUCGAGGAAGUGGCCCUCAUUCAGGCCGACCUCGCAUGGGGCGAUAUCCUUCGCGAAGGAAAUGUCUCUCAAUUGCCCCGUCCAUCGCUCCUUGCAAUUACCAUGCUUCCUCCGGUCUCGAAUAAGGCCUCAAUGAGCCGUACAACGACCCCACCAAUUCCACCUCAUCCAUCAGUGGUACAAAGACGCAUGGAGCUGUUGACAUCCGACAUGCUCACACGAGCUUUGACACUGGUCUCACGAGGCCAACAUGAAAGAGCUUCCCAUCUCCUCACAGAGACUCGCAGUAUUCUCAAGGGCCUCGGAAAAGGCGGACUUCCUCCUCUUCCACCACCUUCAGCGCCACCCACUGCUCGUCUUCCGCCUACCCCUACGGCAAGCAUCCACAGCAACGGCGCAGACUACCCACCUUCAGGACCUCCCACAGGACCUCUUCCACCGCCUCCCAUUUUCACAGGACAUUCGGCAUCCAUGGAGCCUAGACGCACCCCGACUCCUCCUCGUCUCGAGCCUUUGAGUCCCUUCACUCCCGCCGCUGGCAUUGAUGCCGAUAUCAUGUCAGCACUCGACACGGAGCUCGCCUCGUCGUUAGAAUGGAUCAACCACCCCGCCGUCUUUGGCCGUGACAGCCGCAAAGCUGUCUUGCAGGCCAUUGGCGUCAUCAGCAGCCAGCGUGGCUUCACUAUGCGCACUCCAGCAGAAAGCCUAUGGGCAACACGUAUCCCUGGUACAAGGCGUUUGAAUGACCGCAGCCUUGAGUGGCGCUCGGCUGGAGACGAGUUCCUCGCCGAGGAGUCUUAG
Aureobasidium vineae is the source of this 3351-nucleotide messenger RNA. The record is from the annotation of a GenBank genome assembly. NCBI's taxonomy places the organism in Eukaryota, Fungi, Ascomycota, Dothideomycetes, Dothideales, Saccotheciaceae.